Molecule: messenger RNA, 1905 nt
Organism: Cucurbita moschata (crookneck pumpkin)
Lineage: Eukaryota; Viridiplantae; Streptophyta; Magnoliopsida; Cucurbitales; Cucurbitaceae
Product: probable E3 ubiquitin-protein ligase RHC2A
Exons: 1
Coding region: 357-1523 (388 amino acids)
Biological process (GO): protein ubiquitination
Cellular component (GO): cytoplasm
Molecular function (GO): ubiquitin protein ligase activity
Source: RefSeq, a predicted model, not a curated record
AACUGGGUUCCUCUUUUCUUUACGAAAAUUUGCAAAAUCAAAUGCUCGGCCUCCUUUCAAAGCCGAACCACCACUUGUCUCUCUCUCUCUCAAACCUUUCCGUCCCAGUUUCAUUGGCCCCGCUAUUUCUAGGUUAUUUGAUCCAAUCCCCCAUUUCCCCAAUUUACACUCUUCCAAUUCAAUUCCACACUACUUUCUUGUUUUUCUUGUUGCUUUUUUAGUUUCGAGAUACACAUUUUGAUCGUGGGGGCUUUUGUUUUGUGUUGUUUUGUUUUGUUUUCUGGUUCUGGUGGGAUUCUUCGAUUUGGGGAGUUGGUGAUUGAUUGGAUUCGAUUCGAUUCGAUUGAAUUUCGUUGAUGUCGUCGAUGGCGGCGGCGUCGUCCUACUGGUGUUAUCGAUGCAGUCGAUUUGUUAGGGCUUCGAAUCAGGAAUCUGUUGUGUGCCCCGAUUGUAAUAGUGGGUUCGUUGAACAAAUUGAUCAUCCAUUGAGCUUGCGGAACAUGGAAACGGCGCCGCGGAGGAGGUUUCCAGCGUCGGCGAUGUAUAUGAUUGGUCAUCGGUCGAAUUCGAGGCAGAAUUUGGGAUCUGCGAUUCGGAGACCUCGAAGGAAUGGAGGGGAUCGAUCGCCGUUUAAUCCUGUCAUAGUUCUUCGUGGGCCGCCUGAUGGGAGUGAAGGUGGAGAAAGUCGUCGGUUCGAGCUUUAUUACGAUGAUGGUACUGGUUCUGGCCUGAGACCUCUGCCUCCGAGUAUGUCGGAGUUUUUGUUAGGGUCAGGGUUUGAUAGGCUUCUGGAGCAACUUUCUCAUAUUGAAAUGAACAGCAUUGGGCAAUUUGAAACCCCUCCAGCGUCCAAAUCUGCGAUUGAGUCAAUGCCCACUAUUCGAAUCUGUGAAAAUCAUUUGGAAACUGAGUCGCACUGUGCUGUUUGUAAAGAGGCAUUCGAAUUGGGAAACGAAGCACGGGAGAUGCCCUGCACGCAUAUCUACCAUUCUGAUUGCAUUCUACCUUGGCUUUCAAUUCGAAAUUCCUGUCCGGUAUGUCGCCACGAACUGCCUUCGGAUAACCAAGACUCAUUGGAUGCUGCUGAAAUUGGCGUGAAUGGGGGUUCGAUGACCUCGAAUGUGGAUGAGAAUGGGGGGUUAACCAUAUGGAGGCUCCCAGGUGGGGGGUUUGCAGUAGGGCGGUUCCAUGGAGGGAGGAGAGGUGGGGAGAGAGAGCUCCCUGUUGUGUACACUGAGGUGGAUGGUGCUUUUACAAAUGGCGGCGUUCCUAGAAGGGUAUCAUUUGGAUCGAGACGCGGGAGAGGGAGGGAAAGAGGCGGGUGGAGGCGCUUUGUUCGCAAUAUGUUUGGAUGUUUCAGGCAACAACCAAUGAGGUCGUCUGCGGCAUAUACUUCAAGUUCCAGCCCUGAUUCUGGUCCUUCAAGGAGUAGUAGUAGUAGACCACUCCCGCAGAUGAACGCAGAGCCAAGGCAACGGCGGACAUGGUCUAUGGAGGUUAACAGCGGGACAAGCAGCUGGUGAUUUGGGGAUUGGAAGGUUGAGAGGCAGCCUUAUUUAUUGCUGUAAAUAGCAAAAGUUGAAUGGAGGAGGCAGUUCCAUUAAAAAAAAAAACAAAAAGCAGAAGAAUUUUUGCGUUUUGGGAUAUUGGGAUAGAAAAGUGGGUAAUAAAUGCAGCCAGCAGUGUUGCUGAAGGUGGAAAAGAGAAGGAAAAAAGAGUAUGAUGAAGGGGUCGUUGUUUGUAGGAGCAAGGUGGGUGGGUGAUGGGUUAAUAUAUAUAGUCUGUGUUAGAAGAAAAGAAGAAACAACCAGUUUCAGAGAUGGAGGUAGAGUGAGUGAGUGAGUGAGUACCUGCAGCAACUUCGUAUCAUAUUUAUCAUAAUAUCUAUCAUCAACUAUUUUACUA